GCCGUGAGGGCUCGGCUUCCGCCGUUCCGGAUCCGCCACCGGGCAGCGUGGUUGGUGACAAGGCCCCGGCGGUGGACGGGGAAAGGGGACCUUGGCGGGGUGGACCUCGUAGGCUCAGAGUGUCCCGCACGCCCCGGGAGGCUGGUGGGCUUGCGCGCGUGCGCGAUCAGUCAACGCUGAGACGCGUGUGCACAGGCCUUUGCCGCCUCCGCGCCCCACGCCGUCGGUUUGCUGCGCACGCGUGUACCCUGCUUUCUCAUUCCGGAAACCCCGUGAUUUCCAGUAGCUUCCGGUUGUCUGUUCCGGGUCAUCACAGUCCCCUGCCUCAGGGUUUUCUGUUCACCAUCUUUACAGCAGAGCCCUGAAGAGCCCGGCACAGUUACUCCUUGCGUGGUCGUGGAGGAAGCUGACUCUAUCUGGCGCUCUGGACUCCACUUCUGGGCCUGGCAGUACCCACAAGUAUCCCAGGACAGACCCCUGUCCCGUGGAAGCUGACGGAUGACGCUCCAGUCCCAUCUCUGUCUCCCGCAGUUGAGCCCCGCUGAGGAUGGAGCCCACCUCUGGCCUGGCAGAGCAGCCUGGGCCCGAGAAGGCUGGAAGUGAGGAACAAGAGCCUGCGCAAUGGCAAGCCCUCCCCGUCCUGUCGGAGCAGCAGUCCGGAGCCGUGGAGCUGGUGCUGGCCUACGCAGCUCCUGUCCUGGACAAACGCCAGACGUCCCGCCUUCUCCGGGAGGUGUCCGCUGUUUAUCCACUUCCCGCCCAGCCCCACCUCAAGCGGGUGCGCCCCAGCCGCAGUGCCGGCGGCGCCCAUGCAUCGGAUCUGUUGCUGUGCCUGGCAGGCCCCUCUGCUGGCCCGCGCUCGCUGGCUGAGCUCCUCCCCAGGCCGGCCGUGGACCCCCGUGGCCUGGGUACACCUUUCCUGGUGCCUGUGCCCGCCCGGCCACCCCUCACCCGGAGCCAGUUUGAGGAGGCACGAGCCCAUUGGCCCACAUCCUUCCAUGAGGAUAAGCAGGUGACCAGCGCGCUGGCGGGGCAGCUCUUCUCCACGCAGGCGCGAGCCGCCAUGCAGAGCCACAUGGAGCGGGCGGUGUGUGCCGCCCAGCGGGCAGCUGCCCAGGGCCUGCGGGCGGUGGGCGCCGUUGUGGUGGACCCAGCCUCGGACCACGUGUUGGCCACAGGCCAUGACUGCAGCAGCGUGGACAGCCCCCUGCUGCAUGCCGUCAUGGUGUGCAUCGACCUGGUGGCCCAGGGCCAGGGCCGGGGCUCCUGCGACCUCCGAGGCCACCCAGCGUGCACCUUCACCCAGGCUACCACUGCCCAGGGUGCCCGCGCCGGCAGCGUGCGCAAGCUGGAGGAGAACGAGGACGGCCUGCCCUACGUGUGCACCGGCUAUGACCUGUAUGUCACCCGAGAGCCCUGCGUUAUGUGCGCCAUGGCCCUCGUCCACGCCCGCAUCCAGCGAGUCUUCUAUGGGGCCCCCUCACCCGAUGGCGCCUUGGGCACGCGCUUCCGCGUCCAUGCGCGGCCAGACCUCAACCACCGCUUCCAGGUGUUCCGCGGCAUCCUGGAGGACCAGUGCCGCCCGCUCGACCCUGACCCGUAGGCCCGCUGACCUGCCUCUGGACCGUUCUCUGCUCCUGGCCAGCCCGCGUCCCCUGCAGCUCCAUGGCCCUGGACACCGGGGCCCACCCUCUGGGUCUCAGGACACCGACCACCUGUGUCAGCAUGUGGGCCUCUUGUCUGCUGCCUGCUGGGACUGUGGGGCUCAGCUCCCCUUACAUGCCCAGUGGCUGUCUUACAGCCCCCGUGGUCCUCCAGGCUCGGGCAGGGAGCAGCCAUUGUGUGUGAAAAUAAAGCACCUCAAACUAAGUUCCCGUCUGCACUGAGGUGCCAGGCUGGGUUGGGUAUCCGAGCCAGGCUGUGUGGCUUGAGUGGGGAGGGCAGCCCUGCUGAGUGCAGACGGCUCUGGGUGUUUGCAGGGCGGUCCCUCCCCCGUCCUGGAGGCCAGCCAGGAGGUUCCAGCUUUGUCUGAGCCUGUUGGCUUGCGGUUGGGUUACCCGCAGGCUGUCCGUGGCCAUUCCAUGUCCCUCUCUGAUGGGAGGCAGGGGCUCCAGAAGGAUCAGGCUGAGUGUGGUGGGGUGCUAGGCCUUGAAGCAGGAUGCUGGGGCUUCUGACGUGUGCUGCUUGCCUGGCAACGCUGCUUCUGAGGGCCGUCUGACCGUAGGGAUCCCCGCCAUCCCAGUCUGAUGGGACAUGGGGUUUUGCUAGCGGUGCUGGCUGUGCAGCUGCCUGCCUCAGGCAGGAAAGGCCAGGCCUGGGUGGGUGGACACCUCAGAGAGCGACCAGGCAGAUACGGACAGAGAAAGUGUGGCCCAGCCUAGAGCAAAAGCGGGACUUGGGUUCCAGCCCGCAUCUUCAUGUGGUCUUCCAGCCUUUCUCCUCUGAGGGAAACCAGGGCUCUUCCUGGAAGCCAGGCUUCUGCGGCUUCACUGGAGUGACCAGUAGGCAGGGUGGGGCAGAGAGAGGCUCACAGCCUUGCCUGAGCACUCUGAGGGCCUGUGGCCAUGUCCUGAAGGUGGCACCUAGGGUCACAGGUACUGCUGGGUGCCCCUGGGGCUGUGCCAGGCUGCCUGUGAGAUCCCGGGGGUGAGUUCCGUACCCACAGCCGCUGUGACCUGGCUGCUGUCACAUGGCAGGGAGCUCUCUUUGGGGUGAUUCGAUGGGGAGGGGAACACUAAGGGAUGUUACUAGAGCCAUCAAUGGGGGCACAAGACCAGGACAUCCUGUUCCAAGGCUGUGGGUGGAGUCAGCUGGUGGCCCGACCCGUCCCCUUUGGACUGCUCUGAGAAGUGACGAGAGGCUGAGCCAGCAGCCAAGCUGGUUGGCUUGUCCAGCAGAGCCUGCAGCCAUGGGCCGGGCCAGGGUCAUCGUGCUCCCAGCAGCUCCAGUCCCCUGACACUAGUCUCCUUUCAGGUGGGCCAUUGUGCCUGGGUGCCAGGCCAGCCAGUACAGAAAUGGCAGAGCCAACAGCUCCUUUUAACUUCACGACAUUCGUCUUUGGAGCCCAGUUUGUGCUGGCCGUCAUCCAGGCCAUCGGCUUCUUGGCCCGGGGCGCACGGUAAGAAGAUGGAGGCUGUGCUUCCUCUGCGGGCCUUUGUGUGAGGGUCUCUACCACCAUGGGUCCAGGGCUGUCAGGCCCCAGGGACCGGAGGAGCCUGGGCCUUGGGCCACCGGCAGAGCACGCUGUCGAGCUGCCCCCAGCCCUGCGAGGCCAGCGCCACUUUUCAGGUUGAGGGAGAACCAUCCUGCCAUGCUGCCCAAGCCCGCCUUGAACAGACACCUGUGUCUGUUGCCAGUGUCUUGUUCCUUGGCUGCUCUGUAACCUGGUACUUAGACUACGCCUGCCUGGAACUCACAGAGCUUUGCCUCCCUGACUCCUGAGUGCUGCCAUAAAGGCCUGGCCUGUUCCACCAUG
Molecule: messenger RNA, 3475 nt
Organism: Meriones unguiculatus (Mongolian gerbil)
Lineage: Eukaryota; Metazoa; Chordata; Mammalia; Rodentia; Muridae
Gene: Adat3
Product: adenosine deaminase tRNA specific 3
Exons: 3
Coding region: 548-1603 (351 amino acids)
Cellular component (GO): cytoplasm; nucleus
Molecular function (GO): tRNA-specific adenosine-34 deaminase activity
Source: RefSeq, a predicted model, not a curated record